AUGGGCUAUAAAAAAGAAACUGAUGAAUCUACUGAUAAAACUGCUGAUAAAUCUGUUUUUUUUUUAGAUAGCGAAGAAGAAAGUGGAAUCAUAGUGUUAAGUUCAUCCAAAGAUAUUGAGAAAAGAUUAAAAAUUCGAGAGUGCAAAGCAACAGAAGGAGCUUCCUUGAAUAGCAUUUUUAUCAAAGCAUGUCUUAUUCCAUAA
Molecule: messenger RNA, 204 nt
Organism: Dracunculus medinensis (Guinea worm)
Lineage: Eukaryota; Metazoa; Nematoda; Chromadorea; Rhabditida; Dracunculidae
Source: the annotation of a GenBank genome assembly